This is a messenger RNA of Acanthosepion pharaonis, 591 nucleotides long. The record is from the annotation of a GenBank genome assembly. Lineage: Eukaryota; Metazoa; Mollusca; Cephalopoda; Sepiida; Sepiidae.
AUGUUUCCUCUAUUUGCAAUUAGCAAGCGAAAGCUCCCGGCUAGGUUACUGAAUAAAAUAGCAAUUUCUUCUUUCAAAUGGUAUUUGGCCUUCAGUCUACCUUGCGGCCAUAAUGUUGAACUCAGCGCAAACCGACGUGACAUUGACUGUUCGGUGCGACCGAAUAAAUUUCUUAUUGCUUUAGUUCCGCCUUCUUUUUCUCUUUCUUCUUCUUAUCUUCCCUUUCUUCUUCUUUUUCACUUUUUCUUCUUUUCUUUUUUCUUUUUCUUUUUCGUCUCCUUCUUUUUCUAUAUCUUCUUCUUCCUCUUUUUCCUUUUCUCCUCCUUCUUCUUUUCUCUUUUUUCUUCUUUUCUCCUUUUCUUCUUCUUCUUUUUCUCUUUCUUUCUCUCUUUUUCUCUUUCUUCUUCUUUUCUCUUUUUCUUCUUUUUUCUUCUUUUUUCUCGUUCGUCCUCUUCUUUUUCUCUUUCUUCUUCUUCUUCUUGCUACGUCAUCAUCUUUCCCUCUCUUUUUCGUGUCUUCUCUUUCCAUUCGCGCUAUUUUGAUCGCGUUUCUUAUAUUACUUCAACUUGGAUUUUAUCAACCAACACCUGA